AAGCGAGGUAGGGCAACGACUGGGUGGGCGGCUGGUUUUGCGGAGUGGAUGGGCACGUGAUUGGUGGGGUCUUGACGACAUCGCGAUGCCGACGACUGUUAGUGUCGCGGACUCUUGAACCAACCACCAGUCUGAUCAGCGAGGACAGGGCCCCUGGACAGGUAUCGAAGCGUUCCGGCAAUGGGCAUUCUUACUGCUCUGUCCGAUGGCGUCAAAAGCCGAUCUCAUUGCCAACUCUGUGCUCGCUGAGUUUGACAAGCUUCCGCCUAAGCGCAAGCCGUCGCACCGAGGAAACGGACAUCAGGAAUGGGUGCCCCUGAGCGGCAUCGUCGUCGAACAUGGUGACCAUGUGCGUUGUGUAGCAUUGGCAACGGGCAUGAAGUGUCUGCCAGCCAGCAAGAUCCCCCACGCCAAUGGCAUCGUCCUCCAUGAUUGGCAUGCUGAGAUCCUCGCCAUCAGGACAUUCAACCGUUUCUUACUAGAAGAGUGUGCCUCUCUGAUCAGAGGAGACGAUUCGCACAUCGUUGACUUCAACACUGGUGCGGAGCAACCUUUCAAGAUCAAGGAUGGGAUCAAGUUUCACAUGUACUGCUCUGAAGCUCCGUGCGGCGAUGCGAGCAUGGAACUCUCCAUGUCUUCACAAACCGAUGCAACACCUUGGACCGACCCAGGACCCGGGCCCAUUCCCUUAUUACCAGGGCGUGCCGACUUCUCACAGCUGGGCAUUGUCCGGCGAAAGCCAAGUCGAAGAGAUGCACCGGCGACGCUGUCAAAGUCGUGCUCCGACAAGUUGGCCUUGAAGCAGUGUACUUCACUCAUAUCAGGCUUAGUAUCGCUGUUGGUUAGUCCACGCGGCGCAUACAUUGAUACCCUCACCGUGCCCGAGUCACAACAUACUGAAAGCGGAUUUCGUCGGGCCUUCUCAAAGGAUGGGAGGAUGAAGAACUUGCAGAACAACAUUUGGUCUGACGACUAUGCAUUCAGGCCUUUUCAAAUAGGGACAACGAGUGUCGAGUUCGCGUAUUCAAAGCGCAGUGUCACCCACACAGCCGAGAAGAUAUCGCCUAGUCCGUUGGCGACGGCGUGGUCAGCAUCGGGGAUAGCCGAGAACAUUGUCAACGGCGUCAUACAAGGGCGAAAGGUGGGUGAUCCCAAGGGGGCCAGUCGCAUGUGCCGUCAGCAGAUGUGGUUACUGGCACAGAGCCUUGCGGAUCAGUGCAAUAAUAGGCCCUCACUAACUGCUGCGCUCCACGGCGCAACCUAUACGCACGUCAAGGCGGAUGCACUCCUGCAGUCAAGAGGCCAGGUCAUCGCCAUAACGCAGCUCGUCGCCCUCAAGGGAUGGAUCAAGAAUAGCGGAGAUACGGGCUUCCAGUUGGGCCAAGCACAGAGAAUGGAAAC
Molecule: messenger RNA, 1401 nt
Organism: Emericellopsis atlantica
Lineage: Eukaryota; Fungi; Ascomycota; Sordariomycetes; Hypocreales; Bionectriaceae
Product: adenosine deaminase/editase
Exons: 3
Biological process (GO): tRNA wobble adenosine to inosine editing
Molecular function (GO): tRNA-specific adenosine-37 deaminase activity; RNA binding
Source: RefSeq, a predicted model, not a curated record